CAGUCAUAAGCCACGCCCCCUGAACAUGGCGGAUGAAGCCUCAUGUUCGUUUGUUGACACCUGCUUGUACUGUUAAUUUAUGUUAAAUUUGUCUAGUUAAAUCUCCUAAAUAUGUCGAGACUCAUCGUUAAAAAUCUUCCCAACGGGAUGAAGGAGGACAGAUUCAGGACCAUGUUUGCUGCCUUCGGCACAGUCACAGACUCUUCUCUCAAGUUCACCAAAGACGGCAGGUUCCGAAAGUUCGGCUUCGUGGGCUUUAAACUGGAGAAAGAGGCAAAGCGAGCUCUGAGUCAUUUUAAUAAGAGCUUCGUGGACACCUCCAGAGUGACAGUGGAGAUGUGCAAAGCUUUUGGAGACCCCACUAAAGCAAAGCCUUGGAGUAAACACAGCCAGAGCUCCAGCUUGGACAACCCCCCCGAUUCAGCUGGUGGCAAAAAGAAAAAGAAACAGAAAAAAGAAGCCAACAGCGCACUGGGAGAUCUGGAGGAGGAAGAAAAAUUCAAGGAGUUUAUGUUGGUACAUCAAAAUCGUAACCAAGCACCAACCUGGACAAAUGACACUGUCCAGCAGUCAGCUGGUAAUGACAGCGGAAGGAAAAAGUCUCAGAACAAGAAGACACCUUCAGAUGAUUACCUCAACUUUGAUUCAGACCAGCCAGAUGAGGAGGAAUGUGAAGAUCAGGAAGGUGUCUCUAAAGAAGCUCUGAAGUCCACCCUGUCGGACAUGGAGUACCUGCGCUCAAAGGUGGCUCAGCCUGAGCGUACUAUGGAGGAGAGUGGAGAGGAAGAUGAUGGUGAAUAUGGUCAUAAUACAGAUGAGGAUAUUGGCUCCACACAGCAGGCAGGCAGCACUCAUGACAGUGGUGACAGUCACAACAUCUCAAAGCCCAAAACUUCACUUUCCUCUGUUGAUAGGAAGAGCAAAGUAAAGAAAACUGCAAAGCAAGAGACAGAGCCAGCAACAGACUUCACAGUGAAACUGAGAGGAGUUCCAUUUAACGUCAAGGAGCAACAAAUACGAGAGUUCAUGACCCCGCUGAAGCCUGCAGCCAUCAGAAUUGGAAAGAAUGAAAGCGGCAAUAGAACAGGUUACGUAUAUGUGGAUUUGCAUUCUGAAAAGGAGGUGGAAAAGGCUUUGAAGAAGAAUAAAGAUUAUAUAGGGGGGCGUUACAUUGAGGUUUUCCGUGUGGACCUGUCUGUGGGUCGAAGCAAGAAGGACAAAACGGAGAAGGAAAUCGACAGAAACUUCACCAGGAAGCUCAAAGACGAUGAAGAGGAAGAAGACGUUGCAGAGUCUGGUCGACUGUUUAUCCGAAAUCUUCCGUAUACUUGUACUGAGGAAGAGAUCAAAGAUUUAUUUGCUGAACAUGGUCCUCUGUCUGAGGUGCUCUUCCCUAUUGACGGUUUAACAAAGAAACCUAAAGGAUUUGCUUUUAUAACCUACAUGAUUCCAGAGCAUGCUGUGAAAGCUCUCGCCCAGUUAGAUGGACAUAUAUUUCAAGGCAGGAUGCUUCACCUGCUUCCAUCCACUGUGAAGAAGGAUAAGACUGAAUCUUCAGACUCUGCUGGUCCUGGCUCCUCGUCUUACAAGCGGCAAAAAGAUGCUAAAAAUAAAGCUUUAAGUUCCAGCUCCCACAACUGGAACACCUUGUUUCUGGGAACAAGUGCAGUGGCAGACACCAUUGCUGAAAAAUACACCACCACCAAAAGCCAAGUUCUGGACCAUGAGUCAAAGGGAAGCGUUGCUGUGAGGAUGGCCCUGGGAGAGACCCAGAUCGUUCAGGAGACUCGAGAGUUCUUACUUGAUAAUGGUGUGAGUCUGGAUUCUUUUAGUCAGGCAGCAGCUACAAGAAGUUCAACUGUGAUCUUGGUGAAAAACCUCCCAGCUGGAGUGGAGGUGCCAGAGCUGGAGGCACUCUUCUCGCCUCAUGGCUCUUUGGGACGAGUGCUGCUGCCCCCUUCAGGACUCACUGCCAUCGUUGAGUUCCUGGAACGAACUGAAGCAAAACGAGCUUUCACAAAGCUGGCCUACAGCAAGUUUCAUCAUAUCCCGCUGUAUUUGGAGUGGGCACCCGUAGGUGUCUUUGUAGAAGCCAAACCCAAACCAGAGUUGGACAAAGAAGAGUCAUUGAAAGAGGAGGAGGAGGAGGAAGAAUGUGCUCCAGGUUCCACACUUUUUAUUAAAAAUCUGAAUUUCAGCACAACGGAUGAGAAACUGCAGGAGGUGUUCUCCAAAUGUGGGAAAAUUGUAUCCUGCACGAUCUCCAAGAAGAAAGACAAAACAGGUAAGCUGUUGUCCAUGGGAUACGGUUUUGUCCAGUACAAGACUGCAGAGGCAGCACAGAAAGCCCUCAGGCAGCUACAGCACUGUACUGUGGAUGAACACCAGUUAGAGGUGAAGAUUUCAGACAGGGCAACAAGGUCCCCUGUGGUGUCGCACAAGAAGAAGCAAGUUGACAAAAAGCAGACUGGGUCCAAGAUUCUUGUGCGGAAUGUCCCCUUCCAAGCCAGUGUCAAGGAAGUCAGAGAACUUUUUUGUACAUUUGGAGAGCUGAAGACAGUCCGUCUUCCAAAGAAAGCAGCUGGGUCAGGCAUCCACAGAGGCUUUGGCUUUGUUGACUUCCUCACCAAACAGGAUGCAAAGAAAGCAUUUGCUGCAUUGUGUCACAGCACUCAUCUGUAUGGGCGACGACUUGUGCUGGAAUGGGCUGAUACUGAGGAAACGCUGGAAACAUUAAGACGGAAAACAGCUGAACAUUUUCAUGUGGCCCCCAAAAAGCAUCGGAAAGCAGAUGUUUUGGAUGGAAUUCUGGAUACUAUGGAAACUGAAGCAGAUGGGGAAGACUGAAGUCCACAAGCUGUCUCUCAAAAACCUUCCCAAAAAUGACACUGAAUAAAAUAUGGACAUGGGAGGGAUGUGGACAAGGAGCAAUAUCAAAUCAUUUAUCAUCUAAUUUAAGUUUUUAUGUGGCCUCUGAAUUUUUUAGCGAUUAGGAGCAUUGUACAGAAUCAGUGUGUUUUAUAUCAAAUUUACAUGU
This is a messenger RNA of Thalassophryne amazonica, 3037 nucleotides long. It is a transcript of the gene rbm19, whose product is annotated as RNA binding motif protein 19. The record is from RefSeq and is a predicted model, not a curated record. Bases 112 to 2847 code for a protein of 911 amino acids. NCBI's taxonomy places the organism in Eukaryota, Metazoa, Chordata, Actinopteri, Batrachoidiformes, Batrachoididae. Gene Ontology annotation, molecular function: RNA binding. The transcript is spliced from 24 exons.